CUCAGAGAACACGCAGGCACAAAGGACUGCUGGAGUUCUCCUCUGAAAAUGAGGGGCUGCACCCUGAUUAAAGGGGUGGGUUUCCUGUGCGCUUUGGUGCUUGUGCUGUACACGGUGUGGUAUGUCUAUUUCUCCAAACAUCAGCAGAGCUUCAUAGAGAGCAGCAGAGUUCAGAAGACCGGUUAUGAUGCCAUUUUAAAGAAACUGGACGGAAUCGAGCAAAAGGUCAAAAAAAUAGAGGAGCAAAUGGAGCAGAGUUGGAAAAAAGAAGAAAAUCAAGCAGAGAAGAAACCAAAAGAAGAGGAGAAACCAAAAAAAGAGGAGAAACCAAAAGAACCGGAAAAACCAAAGGAACCGGAGAAACCAAAGGAACCAGAGAAACCAAAAGAACCGGAAAAACCAAAAGAACCGGAGAAACCAAAGGAACCGGAGAAACCAAAGGAAUAUAAAAGAUUGUUCCCCAACUCAUUUCUUUUCUCCAAGUGGGGUGGUGAUCUCACAGAGGAGGAGCAGAAGGAGGCACAGCAGCUGUUUGAGGAUUAUGGCUACAAUGUGUUCCUCAGUGACAGACUGCCCCUCAACAGGAGCAUACCAGACACUCGAGACCCCAAAUGUGCUACUCAGGUUUAUCCAAAAGAUCUCCCAACAAUCAGUGUGGUUCUGAUCUACAUGGAUGAGGCUCUGUCUGUCAUAAAGAGAGCCAUCCGCAGCGUCAUCGACAGAACACCUCCUCACCUGCUCAAGGACAUCAUACUGGUGGACGACCACAGCACUAAAGAGAAUCUCAAGGGCAAGCUGGAUGAAUAUGUUGAUUUAAUUCAUAAAGAGAAGCCUAAUGUAAUUAAGAGGGUGAAACACAAAGAUCGACAGGGUCUGGCACAAGCACGCAUUUCAGGAUGGGAGGCAGCUACUGGUGAUGUUGUGGCCAUUUUUGAUGCCCACAUUGAGGUGCAUGAUCAAUGGGCAGAGCCACUGCUGGCCAGAAUAAAAGAAGACAGGACAGUGGUGCUGAAUCCAGUGUUUGACAGAGUGACCCCUGACACCCUCGAGGUGGUUAAAUACAAUGCAGCCACCCAUGGUUUUGACUGGCAGCUCUGGUGCUUGUAUGAGUCCUUCAGUCCAGAGUGGUACAAACUUAAUGAUGAGACAGUGCCAGGAAAGAGUCCGUCCAUCAUGGGGAUCAUUGUGGUUGACCGGUUAUUCUUUGGAGAGAUUGGAAAACUGGACAAAGGAAUGGAAGUUUACGGAGGCGAGAACGUAGAGUUCGGAAUACGAGUUUGGCUGUGUGGAGGAAGCAUUGAAGUGGUGCCGUGCUGCAGGCUUGCCCACAUAGAGAGGCUCCAUAAGCCAUACGCACUAGAUCUGAGCACGCCAAUGAGAAGAAAUGCACUAAGGGUGGCUGAAAUCUGGAUGGAUGAUUUUAAAGCUAAUGUUUAUGUUAGCUGGAAUCUCCCCUUAAAGGGUCAUGGAAUUGAUAUAGGGGACAUAACAGAGAGAAAGAAGCUGAGGGAGAAACUAAAAUGUAAGCCUUUCAAGUGGUAUUUAGACAAUGUGUAUACUCUGCUUGAUUCCUGGGAGGACCUAGUCGGCUAUGGCGUCAUGAAGAACAACAUAACAGACAAAUUCUGCCUUGAUCAGGGACCCGUUCCAGGGAGUGUUCCUAUUAUGUACGAGUGCCAUUACCUUGGCCCUCAGAACUGUUACUACAGGCUGAGUGGGGAGCUCUACAUUGGAGGCAUCAGAUCUCGUAGGUACCAUAAUAAUCGUUGCCUAGUGGAUCCUGGUGAUGGACAAAUACCUGGACUGCAUGAUUGUAAAUUCGCCAAGGAGAAAGGGUUCCACAUGUACUGGGACUUCAAACAGGGACAGCCAAUAAGGAACAGAGACACAAACCGAUGUCUUGAGGUUACCCAAGGACAGGAUUCACAAUACCAGCUUGUCGUUCAGGCAUGUAGUGGGCAAUACUGGAAGAUACAUAACGUCAUCAAAGACUUUUAACCGGUCCAAGGCCAAAAGAAAUGGAAUGUCUGCUACUGUUUUAACUUAUCAAUGGACUCUGAUUGGAAUCACAGGACUAAUGACUAGUUACUGAUACUGUUUUGUACUUCAUAUAAGGCUCUGCAUCACUUUACAGGCUAAUUCCUGCAGUACACUCAAUGUUAUAAUUCACUGUACAUUACAUGCAGUUACAAAAUGUUCCAUGCAAAUGUUAAAGUUCUCUAUGCAAAUGGAUAGGUACUCUUUGGCUUUUAUAAAUGAACCAAUAUAUUACUAUUUGGUG
Messenger RNA from Colossoma macropomum (tambaqui), 2281 nucleotides. Its product is annotated as probable polypeptide N-acetylgalactosaminyltransferase 8. The record is from RefSeq and is a predicted model, not a curated record. NCBI's taxonomy places the organism in Eukaryota, Metazoa, Chordata, Actinopteri, Characiformes, Serrasalmidae. The transcript is spliced from 11 exons. Gene Ontology annotation, cellular component: Golgi apparatus. The coding region runs from base 49 to 1998 and encodes 649 amino acids.